Xyrichtys novacula (pearly razorfish) is the source of this 2392-nucleotide messenger RNA. The record is from the annotation of a GenBank genome assembly. Lineage: Eukaryota; Metazoa; Chordata; Actinopteri; Labriformes; Labridae.
GCUUGAAUCUGCAAGAAGAAGGCACUUCAACAUGGCAUCCAAAAAGUCCUUACCCAUCAGCAGUACCAUCACUGUCAUGGUCAUCGUGGUCGUUCUUGUUCCAUCAGCACUGCUGGAUCAGACAGCCGAGUUCGAGGCCGCAUUCAUGAAGAAGUGUGUUGAGUAUCCAAAGGACAAAAACAGGUAAGUCUCUUGACACUUUCUAUUAAAGGAGGCCUCAUUGGGAUUAAGUCUACAGAUUAUUUUUGCAUUAUCAACUAAAAGUAAUCAAACAUUUAUUCAUCAUGGAUUUAAUAAAGUCUGAUGUAUUUGCGUGUAACAUUUGUCUUUCAGCUGUAAGGCGACACUGGCGAUCUUUGAACGUGCCUAUGUGGGGAAGAAAGAAUCAGAUAUCACUAAGGACAGCUACAACGAACUCUUUGAUAAGACGCCCUUCACACAUCCAUGUGGCAAGGUAAGCUGAAUUUGUCAAACAGCUCUUUAAUGUGGAAUUUAGUUUGUAUAUCUAACAAUGUCAUGUUAACUCUUGUGGGGUUAGAGCCUGUUUUGGAGUGGGACAUAUCAGCUGGCCAGCCGGUUCACGCAGAAGAGAGACAAUUUUAUCGCCGUUGGGGACACUUUGUUGUGUUAUGUGCUGACUGGGAUGAAAUGGUGUUCAAAGGAAGGCAGCAAGGGUGAGAUUCAUCAUUUACAGUCAGUCCAGAGUCUGAAAAAUACUGUUUUGCCUAACUUGAAAGUACAAUGUAAUUUUUUUUUUUUACAGCUAAUUAUCUAAAAACAAUCAAAUCGUCUUUGUUUUCUUUUACAACCUGAAAAACAGGAGCAUUUUGUGAUAUCCGUCAGUCGGCUGUAUAACUUCUAUGCAAGUUCCUUGAUCCAUAAUCUGUCACGCAGAGAUCAACUGCAGUUUCAAUCGCAAGUAACUUUUAUAAAGAUAUGCUUUGUGUGUUUCUGCCUGUGUUUUUCUAGCAACCUUUACAAAAGAUUGUGGUGACUCCUCGCUUGUCCCUGUUAUUUCAUUCUGGCUAAAGGCCUCUGUAAAGGUGAGAAAGUCUUUUCUAAGCAGUUGCACUUUUUCAGUCGUUACAAUAUGCAAUGGUCCUUAAACUUACAAGAAGACAAAAUCAUCAGGCCUGGUUCUCCUAAAAAGUCCUUGUUGGUCCCCUGGGGAGCAAAAUUGCACAUUUCAUUUUAACUGAGACAUGGGCUGACAUGAGGAGGUGUGACCACAUGUGCUGUGAUAACAUAGCUCAGACUGAUAUAAAUAAUAAAACUAAAACUAAACUAUUUGUCCAACACUUUACUGUCAUGCUUUAUGUCUAUAGUUUGCCCAGUAUGCCUGUGAUGAUCUCCAUGUGAUGCUGGAUGGUGAAACAAAGCAACCAUUCUACCCAGGCACGUAAGCAGCUCUACAUUUACUCUGUUUUAUAAAUGAUACCAGUGAAGAGAAAAUCCCUCUACCUGUGCUGUUUCAUAUGUUCAAAUAUGUGUAAGACUGUUCUUCAUGGACAGUAACAUCUCCUUUAAAGAUUGAUGAUUUUGUAUAAUCCUUAAAGUUUGCUCCUCUGUCUUUUUUGCUCAAAGUGCCUUCGAUACAGAAGAGGUCCCAUAUUUUCAAUCUCCCAGAGUGAAGAGCCUCACUGUUAUUCUGGUUGUAAAUGAGAAGACCGGGUAUGAUUUCACUAACUGAUUCAGUAAAUACAUUGAUAAAUUUGUCUUAUAAAUACAUGAGUACAUAUUAUGAAGUAUUUUUUUAUUAAGGCGUUUUGUGCCUCUAAUGGGAGAUAGAGAGAGGGAAUAACACACAGCAAAAUGUCAGGGCCAGAAUUCAGGCCCUCGGCUGCUGCAGGGACUUUGGUCCUAAUAUGAGGGAUGCGCCAACUUGCAAUGCUAUCUAUUCACACUGCAGUUCCUGCUUUUUUAAUAUAUUGUGUUACCUCUUUAUGUCUUUAAUUUAGCACUAAGUGCAACAAUGAGUCCCUCAAAAACUUGAGCAACAUCAUGAAAGGAAAAAAGAUCGGCUACGCUUGCAAGGAGGUGACUAAGUAAGUAAAGUGCCAACCAUAUUUGACUCAGUGCUCUUUUAGGCUAUUAAUGAAAAACUCUCGUGUUUCAUUCAUUUCACAGAGCGCACAUUGAGGACUGCAUAAAAAAAGGCAAAGGAGUCUGCUUUUGAAAGCUGCUGCGCUGACUGUCAUGUACGCCACACUGUUUAAGAAGAAAUCCCUCAAUGCAGAAAGAUAAAUCAUUUAUCUUAAAUUUGUUGAUUUUCUAAAGAUAUGUGAUUGACUUUUAGAAAACCAGUGUAAUGUCAUAUCAAAUAAUCUAAGCGAGAAUUUGUGGGCUUUGUCUGAUUUGUUUGAAUUACAAAAUAAAUGGCAAAUGGUGUCUA